Cheilinus undulatus (humphead wrasse) is the source of this 754-nucleotide messenger RNA. It is a transcript of the gene brk1, whose product is annotated as BRICK1 subunit of SCAR/WAVE actin nucleating complex. Gene Ontology annotation, cellular component: SCAR complex. Gene Ontology annotation, biological process: regulation of actin polymerization or depolymerization; actin filament organization; cell motility. Lineage: Eukaryota; Metazoa; Chordata; Actinopteri; Labriformes; Labridae. Gene Ontology annotation, molecular function: protein-containing complex binding. Bases 37 to 264 code for a protein of 75 amino acids. The transcript has 3 exons. The record is from RefSeq and is a predicted model, not a curated record.
CUUGAUUGAGCUACGCUCGGCUGAGACUCAUCCAAAAUGGCUGGCCAGGAAGAUCCAGUGCAAAGAGAGAUCCACCAAGAUUGGGCGAAUCGAGAGUAUAUAGAAGUGAUUACAAGCAGCAUCAAAAAAAUCGCCGACUUUCUUAACUCCUUUGAUAUGUCGUGUCGAUCCCGUUUGGCCACCCUCAAUGAGAAGCUGACGGCUUUAGAGAGGAGGAUUGAAUACAUUGAGGCGAGAGUGACAAAAGGAGAGACAUUGACCUAAAACUCAUCAUGGACAGAUAAAGCAUCCCAGAGCGACCUUCCCAUCCCCUUUCCUGAAUUUUUGAAAUUUGUGUGAUGGACUCCACUUUCCAUUUUUUGGGACCCCGUGGACCAUUUUUAUAUUAUAUGGCUGAGGUUUUUUUUGUUGUUGUUUUCCCUCAUUAUGCAUUUGUAAAGGGAUAUGAAGAUCUGUCUUGGGUCUCUCACUGACUCCAGAAGAAUCACUGUUACAAAACAUAUUAACCUUCUGAAGUAAUUGUUUCUAAACAUAUGCUGGAGCUCAAUUACAGAACUGAUAUCAGCACAUCCUGUUGACCAUCUGUGUUGUACACAGUGUCAUUACCACUUCAGAGAUUUAUGAAAGGAGAACAUCCUUGUGUGCCAAGUUAAACAAGUUAUUGUGUAGUCAUCUUUGUUAAGCACCUGCUUGUACAGUGAACUAUUGGGUGAUGUUUCAGGAUUUAAAUACUGUAAUAAAUGAUAAACAAUGA